UGAUCUGUCGGAGCAGAAGCCAGUUUCUUUGACCCAAAAUUGGUGUCAAAAUCAAGGGAUUAAGUGAAAACGGUGUUAUAAUUUCUUUUCCGACACACCAAAGAACAUUUUUGUGGCCUGUAGUAAUGGCUCUGUCUAGCUAGUGAUACCUUUCGAUCGUCUUAGCUGAGUUCUCCCUUCCACCGGGAGACCAGUUGAAAGAACGGCUCGAUCGGUUCGGCUUUUAUUUUAGAGCCGUCUAAACCUUCAUUUCAUAUCUCCCCGAAACAUCAUGGACUUGAUGUUACACGAAUGGGACUACGAUGUUGAUAGGUUUUCAUUCGAGGAUAGCGAUCGAUUCGAAGAAGAUUCCUUAUGUUCUUGGCUAAGUGAACCUGAAAGUCUUUGCAACAACUGGCGAGGUUGGAAAAGGCAAAAUGGUGGUCAGACUAAUCUUACCAGUCGUUCACAGGAUAAGGUUACACCAUUAGUGGAAUUGUCUGCUUUGGCAGUGGCAUGUAACAUCCCAUUUGAAGUGGUAGAACAUUACCCCCAACCAAUUCCAGAAUGGCUGCAGUUACGGAUAGCUUUUUGGAGUUUCCCAGAAAACGAAGAAGAUAUAAGACUCUAUUCCUGUUUAUCAAAUGGAAGUGCAGAUGAAUUCACCAAGGGAGACCAUCUAUAUAAAAGUAAAGCUGUAAAAGAAGUUAUACAAAUAGGUUUUCAUCUGAGUGCCACUAUUGUACCACCACAAACAUUAAAUCAAGCUCAGGGAAAUAAAGGUUAUAAUGUGGCAGUUGUAUUUGAUAGACGUAGAAUAACAUCAUGUAAUUGUAGCUGUAAUAGUUCAGCUUAUUGGUGUUCUCAUGUUGUUGCUGUCUGUCUGUAUAGAAUUCACCAGGCUAAUUCUGUAUGUCUACGAGCUCCUGUAUCCGAGUCCUUGUCUAGACUACACAGAGAUCAGUUACAGAAGUUUGCCCAGUAUCUAAUCAGUGCUCUACCACAACAGAUAUUACCAACAGCUCAGAAAUUAUUAGAUGAAUUGUUAUCAUCUCAAGAAACAGCCAUUAAUACAGUUUAUGGUGCACCAGAUCCUACAGCUGGCCCACCUGCUAGUGAACAGACAUCAUGGUCACUUGAUGAAUCAACACUUCAUGAAAAUAUAAAAAAAACUCUAGUCAAAUUUUGCGUACCAGCUCCAAUGGUUUUCAGUGAUGUAAACUAUUUGUCCGCUAGUGCCCCACCUGCUGCUGCUGAAUGGCAGAGUUUAUUACGCCCAUUACGUGGUCGUGAGCCAGAGGGCAUGUGGAAUUUAUUGUCUAUAGUAAGAGAGAUGUUUAGACGCCAUGACAGUAAUUCAGUACCAUUACUAGAAAUAGUAACUGAUGAAGUACUACAAUGUGAGCAGAUUUUGAUCUGGUGGUUUGCAACAAAGUCAUCUGCUCCAAACAACAGUGCAGUAGUUCAUAUUACAAGAAGUGGAAAUAGUUCAGCUAAUGCUACCCAGCAUGCAGCUGCUAGUUUAUGUGAAGAGAUAGUGACUCUAUGGAGAUUGGGUGCAUUAAAUCCUAAACUCUCACCCAUUCAAAGAGAUGAUCUAUGCACUAAAUUUAAAGACUGGCACAUGUGUACCAUAGAAAAAGUGAGGAAGGCUAGAAGCUCUAGCUCCAGUGGUAGUGGCAAUGUUAAAAAGAACGAUAUCGAAAACUUCCCUGGUUUUAAACCUGCUAUUGAAGCUUGUUAUUUAACAUGGGAAGAUUACCCUAUUCGAGGUGUGACGUAUUCGGAUAAGGAAGGGGCACGCUGGGUUUAUCACUUUAGCUGUAAAGGUUCUGAUAAAACCUCCAGGGUACAACCGAUGACCAUCUGCUCAAGGGACAUUAUCAGCACAGAUAACUCUACACAUGUUGCUCAUACUAAACGAUCUCAGGAACAGCGCUCUCGGGUUAGACAUGACAGUACUGUACAUAUCAAUGAAGUGGAUGGAGCUAUCAGUUCAGGAUCGGAAGGAUUUUGUGAACCCGACAGACAUUUUCGUGAUUCAGAUUCUAGUUAUGAUAAUAAAGGAUUACAUUCUAGAAGUAAUUCUUUGGAUGAAGCCGAGAGUAAUGCUGUAUUUGAGAAUGGGGGAUUAGAUAACGGGGAAGAUCAAGUUGAAAUACAAGGAGACGAUGUAAAUAAUGUAAAUAGUGUAAAUGAUCUCAUAGAAGAAAUUGAUGGAGCCUUAGGAGCCAUUGCAGACAUACAAUUAGCAGAAGCUAGUCAAGCUCUACCUAGUGGGGCUAAUAACACAGAACAUUCUACCUCAGAGUCACAACAGUCAGGUGAUGAGUAUCAAAUGUACUUUUAUGACACUAAAGCCAAAGUAGUUGAAACCAAGAAAAAGAAUGAUGAGCCAAAUUAUUUUUUUGGAAUAAAGAAGUUUGAAGAUAUACAAGAUACAUCGAAAGGUGUUUAUAAUCAGAAGAUUCUGUUUGCUAGAGCUGAAGCUUUACAUGCUCAUGGUCAUACUAAAGAUGCUUGUAAACUAGCUAAACAGUUAGCAGAAGAAAUGUUAGCUAAUCCACCAGAUCUAUUAGCAGAAUCAGCUAAUGUACCUACACCAAAAUCCAAGAAGAAGAAAGCUUUGAAUAACAUCAGUAUGUUAGCUAGUGCUACAUUAGCUAAAGCUGCCUUUCUGGUUAGUGUAUUGUCUGAAGACCAAGAAUGUCAUCAUCUUGCCUUUCAAGUAGGAAUGUUUGGUUUAGAUUUACCUAGACCACCUGCUUCAUGUAAACCGUUAGAGGUAAAAUUAGCUUAUCAAGAAUCUGAGUUGUUACAAAUGUUAAAGAAGAUACCUCUAGGUGUAGAUGAAUUAGAUAUAUUGAGAGCUAGAGCCCAAGAAUUAGUAGAUGGUAAAAUAACAGCUAGAGGAGAAGCAUUAUUACCACUACAUUUAGCAACAUUUAUCUUUGAUUCUCUAUGUCUAACAGCUCGGGGUGCCCCUGAUGAGAAACUUGGAUUUGAAGCUGCUGUCACUGCCCUAGGUUUGAAAGCUAAUGUAUCAGAAGCAGAACAUCCGUUAUUAUGUGAAAGUACCAGAAGACAAAGAGGAGAGUUGGCGAUGGCCAUGUUAAUUCAAUAUAAAGAUGAUCAAGUUAGACUUAGCAAGAUAAUGGAUAAAUUACUUGAUAAAGAAGUACAUCAACAGUAUAAAGCACCUAGUUUAGUAACCUACCUAGUUAACCGGCCUUCUGCUAGUCAACAUACAACAACAUCUAGUCCUAAUAACUCUACCAUAACACGAGAAACACAUGUUACCCCCUCCCCUCAACCAUCUACAUCACAACGAUCUAAUAUAGACACCUUAUUUGUACCAGAGAGAAAUCGUAUGGCAACCUCUAGUAAUGGGGAAGAUAAUGAAGGAACAGGACCAGUUAAUGUGGAUGGUUUACCUCCCCAUUCUUUACCAUUACCCACUGGUGGUGCCAGACCUAAAACAACUUAUACUCUUACUGGUAGAUAUAACAGUGGUAAGGAUACAGAUAGUUCAGCUCUAGAAGAAGAAGAUGAUAUUAAAGCAUUAGAUGCUAAAAUAAGAUGUCUGGGUAUGAAGAAAAAACCAUCACAAGGUAUGGCUAGUAUUGAUAGUAGUGCACCAGAAACUACAUCUAGUGACAACUCCCCUACUAUGAUACGUAGAAACUUUGGUAAACAUCAAGGUCCUGGUAGUGAUAGUGGUAGUAGUGGAGAAAGUGAUUCACUUGGAUCUUCUAGUUCUGGAGAUAAAGGUGGAAGAGGAAUUGUCCGAGAUAAUGAAAGUCCUCCAAGUCCGUUUGUAAAUAGAAAUCUACCACCUCAUAUAGUUGUUGAUUCUAGAAGCUCUACUCCUAAUGUUAAGGGUUUGAGGUUUAAAGGUAAAAAUCGUAUCAUGCCAACUGUACCAAACCAACCAUCUGAAGCUUCAGCACAUUUUAUGUUUGAAUUGGCCAAAACUGUUUUAACAAAAGCAGGCGGUAAUAGUUCUACGUCUCUGUUCACACAACCAACCAGUAACAGUAAUCCACCAGGUCCUCAUCGUAAUCUACAUAUCUGUGCAUUCCAAAUUGGUUUAUAUGCUCUAGGACUCAGUAACUGUGUAUCACCAAAUUGGUUGUCUCGAACCUACUCGUCACAUGUGUCAUGGAUAACAGGUCAAGCUAUGGAUAUUGGAAGUGUUGCUAUUAGAAUUCUAAUAGAUACAUGGGAAGGUCAUCUUACGCCACCUGAAGUUGCGUCUUUGGCAGACAGAGCCUCUCGAGGUCGUGAUCCUAAUAUGGUGAAGGCUGCUGCAGAACUGGCCUUAUCUUGUCUACCACAUGCCCAUGCUCUGAAUCCUACAGAAGUCAGUAGAGCUUUAUUCCAAUGUAAAGAACAGAGUAGAGAGAUGUUGGAGAGAGCUUGUCUAGCUGUAGAAACUGCUGCUAAAGGUGGAGGUGUCUUCCCUGAAGUCUUGUUUGACGUAGCUAAACAUUGGUAUAAAGUAUCUGAGGAUGUGGCUCAGAGUACAGAUGUUAGCGAAACCAACAAUCAUUUACUUCAACAAGCUGAAUUAGAUAAUAACGUUGGUGGUACUGCUGUCAUACAACCACCAUUAUGUAAUACGCCUGACAGAAAUAGUCCAGCAACUCAUCACGUUUUACCAUACUGUGAAGCUCCACCACAAAAUCAAGUUCCUGUUUCUGCUAGUCCUCAACUCCUUCCACAACCCAACGGUCAGAUGGCUCCCCAGACUGUUGUUCUUCCUUAUCCGAUCUCUCAGGCUGGACCCCAUCAUCCCCAGCUACCUCAUUCAUAUGUACCACCAUAUAGUUACAUGCAACAAGUGCCUGCUGCCUUCACCCACCAGUAUACACAACAUCAUUUACCCAUACACAGUAUCCAUCCUGCGUACAUGGCCCCGUAUGCCUUCCAGAAUCCAACCCAGUUUGUCAAUAUGCAAAGCCUUCCUGCCCAUGCUACAGUAUAUCACACAUCACCUGUACGACCUAUGGGCCCAACAGUACAGGUAUAUCAGGCAGGACCCGGUUGUCAGGUUAACACUGUACAGAAUCUAACUAGUACUUCAACUGGACAUUUACACUCCAUCCAUUGUCCAGUUGAUACUACAUCCGCGGCUGGUAAUACUACAAACACUGGUAUGAUACAAGCUGCUAGUAAUCAACAAUUGCAUGCUCAUUCUCUUUCACAAAAUCCAGUCCAACUGAAUUAUGUGAUGGCUGCGUUUAGAGUUGGUAUGUCGGCUAUGGAGAUGUUGGCUAGAAGAGUACAUGAUGAUCGUCCACAAACCAAAUAUGCUAGAAAUCCCCCGUAUGGUGAAGAUGUCAAAUGGCUUCUCAGCAUUGCCAUGAAACUAGGAACAUAUUAUAUUCAACAGUUUUGUGCAAGUGCAGUAAAUGCUGUAGUCAGUCCUCAUAUAUUGUAUGAUUUGGCAAUGGAAGCUGCUAGAUUUAUGGCUAAACAUAACAACACUUCACAUCCUACCAACCCAACUCAUGUAUCUAACCAGUUACGCUCCAACAUUCUAAAUUCUCUCUUCCAGAAAUGUUUACAAAUGUUUAUGCAAUGUGCCCAUCAGAGGAUACACCAUAUAACUCAAGCUGAUUAUGAUGAAUUUGUUACGAUUGUAUGCAGAGCAAGAAAUGCUUUCUACAUGGCACCAGGGGGAAUGGUACAGUUUCAUGAACUUCUACAGAGUUUACGGCGAUCUAAAUCCUGUCGUAAAGAACUGUGGCAACGUAUUGUAAAUGGCCUUGCAACUGGAACUGUAUGACAAAAAUUAUUGUUAGGUUAAAACUGAUUGUGUGUUCAUAAUCUUAAAAGAACAUAAACAGUGUUUAAAUUAUGUGUAGUUUAUAAAUUAGACCAAAUAUUUUUUCAAAGAAGAGGUAGAAAUAAAAGUGUGUAAAAAAAAUAAAGAAAAAAAAAGCUGAAAUACGUAGGGAGUAAAAAUGUUGAGAAAAAAAAAAAGUAUGAAAACACAUUUGUUAGAUUAAAAUCAUUACGUAAUUAAUUCUUAACAUUUAUCAUUAGUUGUGUAUUCUUUCAUAUAGUCAUCAUUUUUAACUCUUUGUCUAAAGUAUAUGUAAUAGUACUUAAAUGUAUUAAUGCAUGUAUUAACAUUAUCACAUGUAACCAAGUAUAUAGAUAUAUUAAUGUAUUGUCGCAAACCAGUUUUUGGUUGUUGAAGCUUUUUUUUCUUGAAGUUUGAUUCUUGUAUUUUUUUGCCCCAUUUAUGUUAAUUUUCUUUAUGUGUGUAUUUAAUGCUCAUAUUUAUAUACCAUUGUUAAUCAUUUUAUUUGUCAUUAUCCUUUAUUUUGUAUACAACCAUCAGUUUAUUUGUGGUUGAAUGUGUUGAAUUGACAGAAUUGUGUAUUAGGUUUAUUUGAAACAAAAAAAUAUAUUGUCAGAGUCAGAAUUCUUUAAAUUAUUUAUUUUAUAUGUUGCCAUCAAAUCCGAUAAAAAAUCAUUAUAUCUAUAAACACUGUAUCGCCAUCUUUGAAGAGAAAUAGUUUGAGAAAAACAACAAUGAACCAUUGUCAUAUUUUGAUUUUAUUGGAACUUAUGUAAAUAAAUGUACCAAAAAUUAGAUCGGAACCGGAAUAAAUUUAUUCUUUUAUAAAAACACACCAACAAAACAAUCAUAUCAUGAAUCAGGUAAUUUUUAGAAAUUGAUCAUCACUCAUUGUUUUGGACAUUGGUUUUUUUUUUUAAAAAAAAACCAACAAUCAGAAAGUCUGAUCCUGUUAAAAGUAUACAUUUUUAUUAUCCAUCAAUUUAGUCUGCAGUUAAUGGAAGUUACUAUCUUGUACUAAUCCCAAGUUUCGUAACAUAUGUAAGUAGAAAAUAUAUGAAGCAUUACAGCAAUACUCUUUUGGUUUUAAUGCCUUGUAGAUUUGUUAAAUUAAUAUGAAAAUUUCUAACUUUAAUUUGGUCCCUAAAACACCAUAAAUUUUAAAAGGAAUACAAGCUUCUUGUCCAAGACAUGGCGUUAUGAAGAAUGUUGAUAUUUGUUUAGAGAAUGGUGUUCUAGGAAUCAAACCUCAGAACAGAUUUUAUUUUGUAUUUGUACUAGGCAUUUUAAUCAAAGAGAAAGGUGUUUGUUUCAUGCUUUCCCUUAACUACUAUGUUACUAUGUAAAAUCUGGAAUAUAUAAGAAAGUAAUUUCAUGUGUGUGUGAUUUAGACCUGUAAGGAUUUAUUGUUAUUUACAUUAUUUACUUGAAAUUCGUCCUUUUUCUCUUGUUGAAAUAACACCAUCAUCAAAUAAAUGAAUGCAGCGUUU
Molecule: messenger RNA, 7281 nt
Organism: Patella vulgata (common limpet)
Lineage: Eukaryota; Metazoa; Mollusca; Gastropoda; Patellidae
Product: zinc finger SWIM domain-containing protein 8
Exons: 22
Coding region: 272-5770 (1832 amino acids)
Cellular component (GO): Cul2-RING ubiquitin ligase complex
Molecular function (GO): zinc ion binding
Source: RefSeq, a predicted model, not a curated record